AUGAAGCCCGCCCCCGCCCGCCCCGCCCCCGUCCGCCCGCCCGCCCCGCCCGCCCGCCCGCCCGCCCCCGUCCGCCCGCCCCCGCCCCCGCCCCCGCCCGCCCCCGCCGCUGUUACAUUCACUAAAGCCACAUUCUGGGUUUUUGUGUUUCAGCUGAACGACACUGGGGUCACUGGGGUCACUGGGGUCACUGGGGUCAGCGUGUGGUUCCGUUUGGCGUCGGCAUUCCGUCGGCCAUGUUUCUCUGACAUCACCAGACUCCGCCCCCUCUCCCCUCCGGUCCCGCCCCCACCCAACAUGGCGCGCCGUGAUUGGCCGUCGCUCCUGUGCUUCCUGUGCGUCUCCAUGGCAACCGCGGUGAUGUCAUCGAUCCCCACAGACCAGGAGCCAAUCAGCAUCGUCUCCUGGGAACGGGCUUUGAGGUUCCCGUGUUUUCUUGGUUCUCUUCAGGACAACGACACUCAGAGACUCGGUUUGGAUUUUCAGAGAAUGACCCGAGUCCAACACCUGCUCUACAUCGCUGCCAGAGAUCACGUUUUCGCCAUGAACUUGUCAACGGCGGCAGAAAACUUCGUGCCUCAGACGAGUUUGACCUGGAAAUCUAAAGACGUGGGAAAGUGCACCGUGCGAGGAAAGAACAGCGACGAGUGUUAUAAUUACAUCAAAGUUCUGGUUCCUAAAGACGACUCGACUCUCUUCGCCUGCGGCACCAACGCCUUCAACCCGACCUGCAGGAGCUACCAGAUCCGGUCGCUGCAGCAGGAGGGAGACGAUGUGAUUGGUCAGGCCCGGUGUCCCUUCGAGUCUGGACAGUCCAACGUGGGAAUCUUCGCCGGGGGAGACUUUUACUCGGGGACCAUGACCGACUUCCUGGCGUCGGACGCUGUGAUUUACCGAAGUUUAGGCGACGGACGCCCGGUGCUGCGGACCGUCAAAUACGACUCCAAAUGGCUCCGAGAGCCUCACUUUCUUCACGCCAUCGACUUUGGAAACUACGUUUACUUCUUCUUCAGAGAAAUCUCCGUAGAGUACACGGCCCUGGGAAAGGUUGUGUUUUCUCGUGUGGGUCGAGUUUGUAAAAAUGAUGAUGGAGGUUCUCCCCGAGUCCUGGACCGACACUGGACCUCCUUUCUCAAGGCUCGUUUAAACUGUUCUGUUCCUGGAGAUUCGUUCUUUUACUUUGACGUUCUUCAGUCGAUCACAAACGUUCUGCAGAUUCAAGGGCGCCCCACUGUGGUCGGAGUCUUUACUACACAGACCAACAGUAUUCCGGGCUCGGCCGUCUGCGCCUUCUUCAUGGACGACAUCGAAAAUGUUUUUAACGGAAAAUUUAAAGAACAAAAAACCUCAGACUCGUCCUGGACCCCGGUCCCCGAGAACCAGGUCCCAAAACCCAGGCCCGGUUCUUGUGCUGGAGACCCUCCCGCUGAGGACUUCAGGUCGUCGGUUCAGUUCCCAGACCAGGUCCUGAGCUUCAGUAAAAGUUUCCCCCUGAUGGACCCGAGUGUCUGGUCUGUGCUGCAGCGCCCCCUGUUCACCCAGACCAGCUCCAGGUCCAGACUCUCGUCUUUGGCCGUGGACGUCUCCGCUGGACCUCACUGGGACCAGACCGUCCUGUUCCUCGGUUCUGAAGACGGAAAAGUCCUCAAGGUCCUCCUCAAGUCCCAGAACCAGACCCUGAGUCCGGUCCUGCUCGAGGAAAUCCCGGUCUACAACCGGCUCAGGUGUGGUGUUCGGGGUCAGUCUGACAGUCGAGUUGUGUCUCUGGAGUUGGAUCGGGAGAAUCGUGGUUUGUUCGUGGCGUUCAGGAGCUGCGUGAUUCGCAUUCCAGUGAGCCGCUGUGAGGAACACCUCACCUGUCACAGGUCCUGUUUGGCGUCUCAGGAUCCGUACUGCAUCUGGCUCCGGACCGGACGCUGCGAGAACUUCUCCCCCGGAUUCAAGGCGGGGUUCGAGCAGGACCUGGAUGGAGAUCCUUCGCUCUACACAGAUCCAUGUCACGGCAGCGUCAUGGCAACGACCAGGAACCACGACUCCGCCGACGCCGCCUACGGCGUGGGUUCCCUGUCGGACUCUCACGUUCACUACACGCUCCUCGUGGCCUGCGUUCUCGUGGCGUUCUCGCUCGGCGCCGUUUUGUCCGGGUUCCUGGUUUCCUGUUACUGCCGAGGCCCCGCCCACCGAGCCACGCCAUUGGCCAAAGACCCGGAGGCGUCGUUACCUCACGCCCUUUCUCUGCGCUCAUUGGCCAAACUCAACGGGCUCCUGGACCAUCCCAGCAAGGAGCGGUUGGACGUGUCCAGACUUUACUCGUCUCUGGUGAACGGGUCCGAGUUGAACCUGGUGCCUCCUCCAGAACCUCCUGUGGGGGGCGCCGCCGAGCUCCGCCUCUCCCAGACUCUGUCUCAGGCCGAGGAGGAGUUUGAGUCGACGUUACCGACCCCAGAGACCAGCCCCAGACCCGGACGCUCCCAGAGUCCAGACCAAGACCAGGACCUGGACCAGAGCCAGGACCAGGACUACAGCCGGGAUCAUAACCAGAUCUGCCCCAGCGCCCCCUCAGGCUCCGCCCCCUCAGGCUCCGCCCCCUCGUUCGUGGCGUUCGUGGGACACUCGUCCGUGUUCCAGACGGCAGCGUGUAAGAGCGACAGCGUCCUGACCAACGGGGCGGCGCCGUUCGGCGACAGGAGGACGGCCAAUCAGGAGCCGGCGUCCUCGGGGGGCGGGGCUUACCUCCACCAAUCACAGACGCUGCCUCAGGCCGACGUGUCGGCGCUGGACGAGCUGCUGCGGCACAUCCACGAGGUCAGCGCUUCAGGAACUGGAGGAAUCAAAGUCCUGACGUCGACGUCGUCGUCGGGUUUGUACCCGCCGCUCCACCCCAACCACCCCCACCUGCACCUGCCGCCCCGAGCCCCGCCCACGGCCCCGCCCCCUCACACCAGCACCACGCGCACCCACCACUACGGCCCCAAACCCCCCGACCCCGCCCACCACCCGACCCCGGCGCCGGCCAAACUCCUGGACCCGCCCCUCGGCUCCAAACGCCACGCGGGCCACGCCCCCCGACAGCUCGUCAAGAUGCCCGCCGCGCCCAGGACGCCCGGCCUCGCUCAGACCCCGGUCCAGACCCAGGUCCAGACCCAGGUCCAGACCCAGGUCCAGACCCAGGUCCAGACCCAGGCCGGGUUUUUGGCCCACAUGAACACGAACAGCAGCAGUAACGGUCCGGGCGGCGGCGGUGGCGGCGGCGGCGGCGUCAGAGCGGCGGUGAGUCUGACGCGGCAGCACAGCUACAGCGAAGGCCCCAAGAGUCACAGAGUCGCCGUGAGGCGGAGCCUGUCGCUCAAGCCGCAGAUCCCCCCGAAACCGUUGUUCCUGCCCAACGCCGCCACGCUCGCCGAAACGCUCACGGAAACACUACCGGAGACGCUCACGGAGCGACUCACGGGGACGAUGACGGAGACGAGAGCGACGGAGCGGCGAGUCGAGCGGCGAGCGCCGGAGCGGCGAGCGACGGAGCGGCGAGCGGGCGACAGACGAGAGAAAUAA
Boleophthalmus pectinirostris (great blue-spotted mudskipper) is the source of this 3552-nucleotide messenger RNA. RefSeq names its product semaphorin-6D-like. The coding region runs from base 1 to 3552 and encodes 1183 amino acids. Gene Ontology annotation, biological process: semaphorin-plexin signaling pathway; positive regulation of cell migration; neural crest cell migration. The record is from RefSeq and is a predicted model, not a curated record. Gene Ontology annotation, molecular function: semaphorin receptor binding; chemorepellent activity. Lineage: Eukaryota; Metazoa; Chordata; Actinopteri; Gobiiformes; Gobiidae. The transcript has 23 exons.